Molecule: messenger RNA, 794 nt
Organism: Metopolophium dirhodum (rose-grain aphid)
Lineage: Eukaryota; Metazoa; Arthropoda; Insecta; Hemiptera; Aphididae
Product: kelch-like protein 2
Exons: 3
Coding region: 1-537 (178 amino acids)
Molecular function (GO): protein binding
Source: RefSeq, a predicted model, not a curated record
AUGGGUCGUAUACUUUCGUCAAUAAUACAUUCAUAUUAUAAAUAUGAUUGCAAUGAACGUGAAUCGUCGUGUAAGCAUUGUACUUGCAAAAUUAAAGUAGGAGGUUAUGAUCAAUCAAGACAGACUGUAAAUACUGUUGAAUGUUAUAAUCCCACUAUUGAUACGUGGUCACCAGUCGCAAACAUGUAUGCACGUCACAGUGGGGCCGCUGUAGGAGUUUUAAACGGUGAACUGUAUGUUGUAGGCGGUGAUAAUGGAUCAUUCAAUUUGAGUAGUGUUAAAAAAUACAGUCCAAUAACACGAGUUUGGACAUCUGUUGCGGAUUUACUUUUGCCUCGAGUAAAUGCAGAAGUAGUUGCAUUAGAUGGUUUAUUGUAUGUCGUCGGUGGAAUGUACAAAUAUAAUCAUUUGUUUUCUGUAGAAUGUUACAACCCAAACACCAAUAGAUGGACCAUGGUCACAGCAAAAUGGAACAUGAAUCGGUUGUCACCUGGAGUAGUAACGAUUAAUAGGUCACGACAUUUUACAUCUUGUUAGCAUUCAUGAUUUUUUUUUUUUUUUUGGUACAAUAUAUAAAUGUUUUAAUAUUUUGCACUAUAGUAUCUUAUACUAUGUUUAGGAUAUAUGAUUCAUGCAUUUUUUUCUUACAUAAAUAUUUUUCUAUAUUGUAUAACAACACCUGUAUUUAUUGCAUUUUUUUAAUUUUUAACUUGAAUGUUUUAUUAAAAGGUUUCUGUAUAUCUUUGUCAAUUUAACGAUAAUUCAAAUUUGGAUCAAAUUAGAGAGGUAUUUAA